AUGUCAGAAAAAUCCUACAAAGAAUUUCAUUUCUUAAGAGAGUUUAAAUAUUUUUUGAAAGGAAACAACACUAAUAAAGAUACGGAAGAGAUAAUGUUACGUAAAAAAAUUUUUGUAAUACUCUGUGCAUGUCAUGUUGUUGCAUUUGCUCAAGCAAGUGGUUAUUUUAUUCAAAACAAUGCUUUACCCUACUUAACAAAGAGUUUAGGAGUUACUCCACAAAUGUAUGGCAACCUUAUGUCGUUUACAGCUAUUGUUCAACUAAUAGGUGGGCCAUUUUGUGGAAGACUUGGGGACCUUUACGGUGGUAGACUACCUCUUAUUUUAUCUUUUGUUUGUUUAUCGAUUACUUGGGCACUAUUGGCAUUUGCUACGAAUAUUCCUUUUUUGUUUAUUUCAAAACUUCCUUUGGUCAUGGCACAUGCUCUACAAAGUACUUAUUUGAUUAUUUCCGAUGUAACAACAACGCAGCAAAGAGCUGAUAUGCUAGGAAAACUUGGUGUUUCACACGGACUUGGAAUGAUUGUUGGCUCUGCAUUAGGAGGAUUGAUUACUGGUAAAUUAGGUACUAAUUCCGCGUUUAUAACUGGAAGCUUAGUUAUGGGUUUUUGCAUUGUUGUUACUUUAAUUUUGAUACCUAAAAACACUAAGCCAAUAAGAAAGCAGCUAGCAAUGUAUUCUGGAGAAAAGGAAUUAUUUAAUAAUGAAAUGAAAUCUCAAAAAUGUUCAUUUAUGGGAAUUAAAGAGAUAAUUGAAGUUGCAAAAACACGGCAUGUUGGAUACGUAUUGGCAUUAAAAGUUAUUACCGGAAUUCCUUUUAGUGUUUUAUCUUCAAUGUUUACUUUUAUUAUUAUGGAAUAUUAUCAUCUUGGUCCAAAAAGUAAUGGGUUAGUCCUUGCUUAUUUAGGAAUUGUUGGUAUGAUUACGCAAGGAAUUCUUGUUGGAUAUUUAACACAAAAAGUUCCUGAUGCACCACUUAUAAUUAUUUCUGUAGUUAUAAUGGCAGUAGGUUUUUUAUACUUAAUAAUUGCUGACAGUAUUUAUUUAUUCUGUGCGGUUUCUGUACCUUUAACAAUUGGCGCUUCUUUAAUUCAUGUUAUUAUCACAUCGUUAAUUACAAAAAUUGUACGAGAAGACCAAACAGGUGCAGCUUUGGGACUUACACUAGGGUGCUACACUCUCAUGAGAACAGUUUCUCCAGCUGUAGGUGGUUUUUUUUAUGCCCACAUAGGUUUUUUCUCAUUUGGGGCACUAGGAUAUUUUAUCGAUAUGAUGGUCAUACUUUACUUAGCGUUUAUUGGUCGAAAAGAUUUCAGUUAA
Hydra vulgaris (swiftwater hydra) is the source of this 1320-nucleotide messenger RNA. RefSeq names its product solute carrier family 22 member 18. Gene Ontology annotation, molecular function: transmembrane transporter activity. Gene Ontology annotation, cellular component: nuclear envelope. The record is from RefSeq and is a predicted model, not a curated record. Lineage: Eukaryota; Metazoa; Cnidaria; Hydrozoa; Anthoathecata; Hydridae. Gene Ontology annotation, biological process: transmembrane transport.